Messenger RNA from Emys orbicularis (European pond turtle), 1311 nucleotides. RefSeq names its product potassium two pore domain channel subfamily K member 2 (gene KCNK2). Lineage: Eukaryota; Metazoa; Chordata; Testudines; Emydidae. The coding region runs from base 1 to 1311 and encodes 436 amino acids. Gene Ontology annotation, molecular function: potassium ion leak channel activity; outward rectifier potassium channel activity. The transcript is spliced from 7 exons. The record is from RefSeq and is a predicted model, not a curated record. Gene Ontology annotation, biological process: stabilization of membrane potential; potassium ion transmembrane transport. Gene Ontology annotation, cellular component: plasma membrane.
AUGACACUCACUCCCUCCUCUGGGGGCAUGCCCAGCUUCCAGAGACCUGGGAGAGAGACUUUUGAAUCUACAUUUAGAAUGGCGGCACCUGACUUGCUGGAUCCCAAAUCUGCCACUCAGAACUCCAAACCACGGUUAUCAUUUUCUACAAAACCCACAGUGCUCUCGUCACGAGAGGAAUGUGAUUCGGCUAUUAAUGUUAUGAAAUGGAAGACGGUCUCAACGAUUUUUCUGGUAGUUGUUGUAUAUUUAAUAAUUGGAGCUACUGUCUUCAAAGCCCUGGAGCAGCCACAUGAAACUUCCCAAAGAGCCACCAUUGUGAUUCAGAAGCAGACAUUUGUAUCUGAGCAUUCCUGUGUGAAUGCAUCGGAGCUCGAUGAACUAAUUCAGCACGUAGUGGCAGCAAUAAAUACAGGAAUCAUACCUUUAAGAAACACAUCUCAAAUCAGUCACUGGGACAUGGGAAGUUCCUUCUUCUUUGCUGGCACUGUUAUUACCACUAUAGGCUUUGGGAACAUCUCGCCACGUACAGAAGGUGGAAAGAUAUUCUGUAUCAUCUAUGCCUUAUUGGGAAUUCCUCUGUUUGGUUUUCUGUUGGCUGGAGUUGGAGAUCAACUAGGGACCAUAUUUGGAAAAGGAAUUGCCAAAGUAGAAGAUACAUUUGUUAAAUGGAAUGUAAGCCAGACAAAGAUUCGCAUCAUAUCAACAAUAAUAUUCAUAUUGUUUGGCUGUGUGCUGUUCGUUGCUCUUCCUGCCGUAAUAUUCAAGCAUAUAGAAGGCUGGAGCACACUAGAUGCAAUUUAUUUUGUAGUUAUCACUUUAACUACCAUUGGAUUUGGUGACUAUGUUGCAGGGGGAUCAGACAUUGAAUACCUUGAUUUUUACAAGCCAGUGGUAUGGUUUUGGAUCCUUGUAGGACUUGCUUAUUUUGCUGCUGUCCUGAGCAUGAUUGGAGACUGGCUAAGAGUCAUAUCAAAAAAGACAAAGGAAGAGGUGGGAGAGUUCAGAGCUCACGCUGCCGAAUGGACAGCCAAUGUCACGGCAGAGUUCAAAGAAACCCGCAGGCGUCUAAGUGUGGAGAUUUAUGACAAGUUUCAACGGGCUACCUCCAUCAAAAGGAAGCUCUCUGCAGAACUCGCUGUCAACCACAGUCAAGAUCUGACCCCUUGCAAGAGAACCCUGUCAGUCAACCACCUCACCAGCGAGAAGGACAUCUUGCCCGCUCUAACAAAGACAGACAGCAUUUAUAUGAAUGGUUUGACUCCUCACUGUGCGGCAGAAGAUAUUGCUGUGAUUGAAAACAUUAAGUAG